AACUAUGCAAUUACCCGACCCGCUUACGCUUUUUCAAACUCCAUAAUCCAUAUCACCGCCUCUGCGCUCUGCCCAUCAAAGGCUCAAAGUCUCAAACACACCAACGCUUCAACCGCUGCUAGGCUCAUAGUUCGCGACUCGCAUUAGUAAGCAACAGCAAUUAUCAUCACCUUCAUCAUCCUAUUAUACAACACUUUCAAUAAUGCCCAAAGAGCUUCCGGGGUUCUACUAUGAUUCGGAGAAGAACAGGUAUUUCCCUCUCAAGGGACCAAUUCCUGGCUCUUCCCGUAAACGGAAAUCUCCUCCGCUGCCUUCUGCUGUCAAGGGAAAAGAUAUAUAUAAAUGCAUGAAAAUCAGAACUAGUAAGCUUCUCCAGGCAAGGGAAUUGUGUGGCCAGUUGAUAACUACCAGGAAAGGGAAAUUCAGUUUUCAAAUGGAAUACCAGAAGAGACAAGCUUCACAACCUAUGAUAUGGAAGUAUAACACAAAAAGAAUGGUGGAUAAUGCAUUGGAGCAGAUGAGUGUUGGGGUAGACAGGCUAGAGGGCACUGUAGAAACAGAUAUUUUACUGACUGGCAAUGUGAAUGGCUCAUUAUGUAUAUUUGAAGUAGGAAAGGUUGGAGAAGAAUUUGAUCAUGGUUCGAAAUUGCUGCCAGAUCGUGUAUGGCCAUCCAAUGCAGGAAACUCUGUGGGUUGUAUUGAAUCACCAGGGCUUGCAUGGAGAUAUCCAGGAGCAAUUCUAAAUAUGCCAUCUACUAUUUCUUGCAUAAAGAUGUGCCAGAAGCUUCAUCAGCCAGUUGAAACUGCUUCCUCAAGUCGUGCUCUGAUAACUACCUUGGGGUCUGAAGGAUCUGGUGGAACAGUCUAUAUUCUGGACCUCAGUGAACAACUUGAUUUAAAUUCACAUUCACCUAUACUGAGGAGGCUGUCUAAGAUUACCUCUUUUGACUAUACAGUUUGGACAGCAGACUGUAAUUUUGAUGGGAGUCGAGCAGUGAUUGGCACCAAUACGGGAGCUGCUCUGGUGAAUAUAGAUACUGGAACGAAAUCAUGGAUUUGCCGUUGUAAAAGUGAUGUUUUCUCUUUACAAUUAGAUCAAUCGGGUAAUACCAUAUUAUGUGGACUGAGAAAUGGAGCUAUUUUAUCAAUUGAUGCUCGCCAAAGACCAGAGAACUUUUCCAGUAGACUUCCUAGACAUCAGAUUCCAUACCAUACUCAUGAGGCUUCAAGUGGACGAGCUAAGAAGUUCCACCAAGAACGGUUUGAGCUCAAAGGGAACAUGUGCCGUUCUGAUACAAUAUUUAUGCCAUCAUCUAUUUCUUGUAUUGCAUCUCUGGCGCUGUAUGACCAGUAUUUCUUGGCAAGCUCCAUGGAUGGAUCGAUCAAGCUAUAUGAUAAUCGCCUAAUUCAGAGAGGAGCUGUGCAAUCUUAUGAAGGCAACGUAAAUUCUCACACACGCAUACAGCUCGGAGUUGAUCCAUCAGAGAGUAUUGUCAUGUCUGGUGGAGAGGACUGCUACGUGCGGCUUUGGAGCAUCAAGUCAGGUGAAAUGUUGUUUCGAAAUAAAUUCAUGAAUGCAAUCCCCUCCGUUGUAUGCUGGCCAAGAACAGGAGGGAUUCAUGGCUUGCAAAAUACGACCCGAGGUGCUUGGCUUGGAUCCCAAGAUGGACUGUUUCAUAUAGGCUGGCCAGUUUAAGUUCCUAGAUGGCUUUGUAUUCGAAAUUUCAGCUCAAUUUUGACACCAGCUUUCUGGCAUUUUCAUGGCUGCAUGUUGUGUUAAUUAUCUUUGUGGUAGAAGUAACAAAACAGUUGACAGGCAUCAAGAUGUAUAGCUUUUAAAGUUGUUGAUACCUUACGGCAA
Molecule: messenger RNA, 1861 nt
Organism: Ipomoea nil (Japanese morning glory)
Lineage: Eukaryota; Viridiplantae; Streptophyta; Magnoliopsida; Solanales; Convolvulaceae
Product: DDB1- and CUL4-associated factor 4
Exons: 13
Coding region: 203-1696 (497 amino acids)
Molecular function (GO): protein binding
Source: RefSeq, a predicted model, not a curated record